UCUCUUUAAAAAAAAAAUAAAUGCCUUGUCUAUUUAAUUAAAAAAAAUUAGCUAGAUAUAGGAUUUAAAAUAUAAAUAAAUUUUAGAGCUUAUUGUAUUGUUCUUUUCUUAUUUACUAAAAGAGGUCAUCCAAUUAUUGAUUUAUUAAAAUUGGGUAUUUUUGGUUGUCAAGAGUCGUCUAGUUCCCUCUAUGACAAUGCCAAUAUCGGUAAGUUAACAACCUGAAUAAAAACAGUAAUCACACUUGUGCAAUACAUGUGUGUGUAUUAAAUAUUAACAAACUUUAUCAAAAAAAAUAUUGCAAAUAUUUUUGAAAUAUAUAUUUUUUAAUUUAUUCAAAUAAAUUGUCAUGGCAUUAGUCAAAUUGGGUCAAUUGACAACUCGUCUAGCAUCAAGAACAUUGUCACAAAGUUCUUCAAGAUUAUUAAUAACACAACAGAAAAAUUAUUUAUCAAGUAAAGUAAAAGCAAGUGAUUAUGAUGAUGAUGUUGAGAAUGAUAAACCAAUUCCAUAUUCAUCAUCACCAGCUGCAGAAUGGCAAGCAAAAUGGUCACAAGCUGGUCAUAAAGAUGAUUCACCAUGGUUUGAACCACUGGUUGCUGGUAUAAGUUCAAUGAUUUUUCUUAUUUAUUUUCUUUAUUUGAGAGAAGCAAAUGAUAUUGAUCAAAUAUUUGAUCGUGAACUUGGUGAUUAUUUUCCUGAUGAUGAAAUUGAAAAAAUUAAAGUUCUAGUUGCUGGUAAUGAGUAUCAAAAUUUAAAAACAAAAAAAAAUUAACUAGUCUAUAAAUUUGUAAUAAUAAAUUUAGUUUGUUUUGCUUUUUUUUUUUUUGUAAAUUAAUACACUUAAUAAAUUCGAGUUGACAUUUAUUUUAAA
Molecule: messenger RNA, 874 nt
Organism: Aphidius gifuensis
Lineage: Eukaryota; Metazoa; Arthropoda; Insecta; Hymenoptera; Braconidae
Exons: 3
Coding region: 350-775 (141 amino acids)
Source: RefSeq, a predicted model, not a curated record